AUGCUCUCUCGUCUGCAGAGACGCCGGGCGUCGAUCCUGACCACAUGGCGCUCCUCUCUCCUCUCGACUGUGGCCGAAGCGCCUCCGCGUCCUGUGCGCGUCCGCUACGCUCCGAGUCCGACUGGAUCUCUGCAUCUCGGGGGGCUGCGCACUGCGCUGUUCAACUAUUUGUUCGCCAAGAGCUGCGGCGGGCAGUUUGUCCUGCGCAUUGAAGACACAGACAGAACGCGUCAGGUGGAGGGGUCGAUGGAAGCGCUCGUGGACAGUCUCAGGUGGUGCGGCGUCGAGGAGGAUGAGGGUCCUACUGUCGGAGGCCCCUACGGUCCGUACAUCCAGUCCCAGCGAUUGCCGCUCUACAUGGAGGCAGCUGAGAGGCUGAUUGAGAGCGGUCACGCGUACCGUUGUUUUUGCACCAGUGAACGUCUGCAGAAGCUGCGAGAGUCGCAGACGCGUCAUGGUGAAGCGACGAUGUACGACCGAGCGUGUCUCUCUCUGGACGAGAAGGAGGUGGCACAACGAGUGGCAAGCGGCGAGCCACACACUAUUCGACUGCGGGUUCCAGCGGGGAAGACGGCCGUCAAAGACUUGCUGCGUGGAUACAUUCAGUUCGACCACGCCGGCAUCGACGACCAGGUUCUGAUGAAGAGUGACGGCUAUCCGACGUAUCACCUGGCCAAUGUUGUGGAUGAUCAUGCCAUGCGUAUCACUCACGUUAUCCGUGGCGAGGAAUGGCUUCCGUCGACACCAAAACAUGUCAUUCUGUACAAGGCACUGGGCUAUGAAGCUCCUGCUUGGGCACAUUUAGGCCUGCUACUGAAUGAAGACCGCUCGAAGCUGUCAAAGCGUCAGGGCGAUGUUGCUGUCGAGGACUUCCGGGAUAAGGGAUUUCUACCGAGUGGCCUCGUGAACUUUGUUGCUCUAUUGGGUUGGAACCCUGCUGACGGAAACAAUCAAGAAAUAUUCAGCAUGAAAGAGCUGGAAAAAGAUUUCUCAAUCAACCACGUGAACAAAGCAGGCUCGGUUGUGAAUGUGGACCGUCUUCGAUGGAUCAAUUCCCGCCAUGUGCGGGCUCUGUUUGCAGAGGACAUAGCAACGGACGAGCACAGGGUCGCUGUCGUGAAUGAAGUUUUGCCGACUAUCUCUUCUGCCCUCAAAGAAGCAGGCUUGCCCUCAUCUACCAUAGAUGUCGUCGACAAAUUUGGCUAUGACUACACCUGGCGAGCCAUGAAUUUGAUGAAGGAACGUGUGAGCGCUCUUCCUGAGUUCGGUCCCCUUUGCGCCCCGUUCUUUACCGAUCCUGACCUUCGUUCUUCUGUGGCACGACACAUGAAAGCCACUUACAUUGACGAGUCAACGGCUGAUCUGGUAGCUCAAGUCCGGCUGAAUCUACGCAACCUCUCCGAUGAAGAGUUCACGCCGGAUUGUAUCACAAAGAGCAUCAAGGCUGUUGCAAAGAGUCGAAAACUCGGGCUCAAAAGGGUGCUGAUGCCGAUUCGUUACUAUCUUACGGGCAUGGAUGUUGGCGCUGGAUUAGGUGACACCAUUAAGCUGCUUGGCCGUGAAACAGUGCUUCGCCGUCUGAGGGUCGAGGAAGCAUUACAGGAACUGUAG
Hyaloperonospora brassicae is the source of this 1611-nucleotide messenger RNA. NCBI's taxonomy places the organism in Eukaryota, Oomycota, Peronosporomycetes, Peronosporales, Peronosporaceae. The record is from the annotation of a GenBank genome assembly.